Molecule: messenger RNA, 816 nt
Organism: Diaporthe citri
Lineage: Eukaryota; Fungi; Ascomycota; Sordariomycetes; Diaporthales; Diaporthaceae
Exons: 2
Coding region: 1-816 (271 amino acids)
Biological process (GO): mycotoxin biosynthetic process
Source: RefSeq, a predicted model, not a curated record
AUGGCUACGAGGCAACCGGAGUACUCCAACAUUGGGAGUCCUCAUCAGGAAAACGUGCGAGACGAUGCAAGCACUGAUGCGAGCGAGUCACUGAUGGGCCACGGGGAGAAGAGCUGGGACGAGCUGCGUGAGGCUGGCCGCCUGAGGCAGAGCAGGUGGCAACGAAGCCGCGCCGCUGUUUUCUCAUGCCAGGGUCUGCUCAACACCCUCCUCUUGUUUGUGAUCCUUGGCCUGCUCGUCGACCGGCGUUACCACCAGGAGAAGUAUGGUCAUUUCGAGGGCAGUGGCGAUAUCUCUGGAUUUGCGCCUCAAGUCUCCCAGCAAAUAAAGACCUUCGUGCCUGACCUUGGAUUCGUCCCGGAGAACGGAACAGAGUUCUUCACGGAAGAGGUGAGGCAGAAGUGGCUCGGCAUCGUACCGAAAGGUCUAGGUUACGUCGAAGUUCAUGACCCUUCCAAGUACGACAACCUGCCGCCACGCCCGCUCGAGGGCCCGAACAUCAAGAACACGGUCUACACUACCAGCGUCACACAUCAGCUCCAUUGCCUCUACAACAUCGCCCAGGUCUACUCGGGCCUCAACUCGGAUCCCAGCCUGAUACCCGAGCAAAUGCAAGGACAUCUACCUCACUGCUUCGAGUACUUGCGGCAGACCAUUAUGUGCUGCGGCGACACGGCCCUCGAAGGCCAGCAGACUACCUUCCCCGAGGGUUUUAUCGGCAGCGACGGCUGGGAUGCCAAGCACGUAUGCAAGGACUACGACGCAAUCUACAGGCACCUGGAGGAGAACCGAGCUGACAACGAGGUCUGGAUCUAA